CAGUCACUCAUAGUCACUCAUAGUCACUCAGUCAUUCUCACAGUCAAUUAGUCACUCAUAGUCACUCACCAGAUGGAGUGCAUGCACGGCCAGAUCUCCGGGCUGCAGCACCAGCUGAAGGAGUCGGAGGGGCACGUCCAGGCACUUGGGAUGGAGAAGGCGCAGCAGCAGGACGCGCAUCGAAAAGAGGCCUGCGAGCUGGCGACAGGGCUGGAGGAGGUCCGGCUCACCCUCACCGAUGCUUUUAAGCAGUUCGAGCGCAACUCCAAGAAGGCUCAGGAGGACGAGGACACAAUCACUCGGCUGAGGGAGGAGCUCAAGGCGAGCAAGGAGGAGCUCGCAGCGAGUGAGGCGGAGCGCGCCAGUGCCCAGCCGGAGCUCUCCACCCCCCAACAGGGACUGUCGGCGCUGCAGGAUCAGCUGACCACGUCCCAAGCUGAGAAUGAGGACACUCUGCGUCAGCUGUUCGAAAGGAGCCAGGAGCUGGGAUCCCUGCAUGCGGGGAUUCUUUGGUAUCAGCGUAUGCUGGCCGAGCUGCACACAGAGCUGGAGCAGUACCGCGAAAACGCACAGAUCGCACGCUCACAGCUGCAGCAUUUGGACAUGCUGCGCCAGCAGAGCGAGGCGGAGCUCAUCGAAAAGAAUGAGCACCUGGGAUCCCUGCAGGUGGGGAUUUUGGGUUACCAGCGUGUGGUGGCGGAGCUGCACGCUGAGCUGGCGCCAUGCCAAGAAAACCUGCAGAGCAUUCACUGUCAGCUCCAGGAUCUGCAAGUGCUGCACCAGCAGAGUGAGGCGAAGCUCAUUGACAGGAACUUGGCAACUGGAAUCUCUGCAGGCAGAGAUUCAGUGGUAUCAACGUGUAGUGGCGGAGCUGCACGCUGAGCUGGCGCCCUACCGCGACAACGAGCAGAGUGAACACUCGGAGCAGCAGCGUCUGCAGAGCGAGGUGGAGGUGAGUGCACAGCACUCGCGCAUCGCACACACACACACGUAUAUAAUUUGCGUUUAACGUAAAUAAUAGAUUCAUGCACACACGAUUCAGUGUAUUAUGAUAUGAUGAGCUGGUCUAACCAUCACGUUAAGCCGUCAUGGUCCCCGUUUACAAAUACAGAUUAUCUAUCUAUAGACAAUUUCAUUAUUGCUGGACACAGUGAUAAUGAUGAGAAUGAUUUAGCACCUUUCUGUACACCGGGGCAUCUCAGAGCGCUUUACAUCACAUCUCAUCUCAACACGUGUGAAAGGGCACCCCCAAUGACAGAUGUCCCUGUGGGCACAAGGUGACUCAGCACCUGGUGUGCAAUUGGCAUUUGUCUGCCAGUAGGGGGUGCUGAUUGUUGUGUGUAAUCCCAGUUGAGCUGGUAGAAGU
This is a messenger RNA of Petromyzon marinus (sea lamprey), 1366 nucleotides long. Lineage: Eukaryota; Metazoa; Chordata; Hyperoartia; Petromyzontiformes; Petromyzontidae. The record is from RefSeq and is a predicted model, not a curated record.